AUGGAAAAUGGUAGUGCCGCGGUGACUGGCGCGGGCGAUGUAGCUUCACCACCACCCCCACGCUCCCACUCGACCCCUCCUCCACCUCCAGAUCCCAGCAAAGAUGCACCACUCCUCACGUCAAACGGCAAGGACGAGCCCGCCAACGACGAACCCCUCCGUCUGGAAAGCGAGAACUGGGACAUCACCUCCAUCUCCGCCCUCGCGGCGGUGCGAAUGCUCAUUCAAGCCCUCGAACCGCUCGCCGAAGCAACAGGCAACAUCCCCCCAACACCCCCCGUUUCCCGCCCCGUAACCCCCCGCAAAGAACCCUCCGAUCCCCUCCUCCGCCGCCUCUCCUCGCCCGACGCAAGCGGCGCGCCCCCAAUCACAAUCGGCUCCCCCGAAGCACCCCCCUACGAAGCCAUUCCCAUCCUCAGCCCCAACGCCCCCGACGCCACCGUCCAACACGCCGCCGUCGCCCGCCGCUUCUUCUCCAAAGUCGCCCCCGCCUUCUCCCUGACCGAAUACCUGCUCCGCAUCCACAAGUACUGCCCGCACUCGCCCGGCGUGUACCUCGCCGCCGCAGCCUACUGCCACCGCCUGUGCGUGUCGGAUCUCAUGGUCCCCGCCACAAGCCGCACGGUGCACCGCCUUGCGCUCGCCGCGAUCCGCGUCUCCGCCAAAGCCCUCGAAGACAACAAGUGGGCACAAGACCGCAUGGCCAAGGUGGGCGGCGUGAGCAAGCCGCAGUUGAUGAAUCUCGAGGUCGCGCUGUGCUUCUUGCUCGACUUUGACCUGGGCGUCGACGCGGGCAUGCUGGCGCGGAGGAUGUUCUUGCUGCAGCAGGCUGGGCGGCAGGGGAUGGGCGCGAGGAGCAAGCUGAACGAUUCGUUUAAGCUGAAGUUGCCGUUGAGGCGGAAGUUGGCCAUGGCGCAGGCUGCGGGGUGA
Molecule: messenger RNA, 930 nt
Organism: Neohortaea acidophila
Lineage: Eukaryota; Fungi; Ascomycota; Dothideomycetes; Mycosphaerellales; Teratosphaeriaceae
Product: cyclin-domain-containing protein
Exons: 1
Coding region: 1-930 (309 amino acids)
Biological process (GO): regulation of cyclin-dependent protein serine/threonine kinase activity
Cellular component (GO): nucleus; cyclin-dependent protein kinase holoenzyme complex
Molecular function (GO): cyclin-dependent protein serine/threonine kinase regulator activity; protein kinase binding
Source: RefSeq, a predicted model, not a curated record